UCGUUUUUUUGUCUAAAGUAAAAUAAGUUUUAAAAUAUAUUCAUAAAAGAGAUAUUAUUGAUUGCAUCGUUUCGUUGGUUUUCAUUGUGGGAAUGUACAUACAUAAUUCCCGCUCAAUCGGAAGAUUCUCCGAAGGGCGUCUUCGUGCGUUUCCGUGUUUCUUCGUCGGCUCACGAAAGCGCUUGUACGGCGCCACGAGCGGGCUUAGUCAGUCAGUCAGCCGCGAGCCGUGGUGAAUAGAAGGUGUAGUGAUUGUUUCUGUGGGUCGACGGGCCAAAAAUGGCGGAGCGUACGAAGACGACAGCCCCGGCCACCCGGCCCGUUCCCAUGAAGCUGUUUGCCACUUGGGAAGUGGAUCGCACAGCACCGAACUGUAUACCCAGCAAUCACGCGAGAAACGUUUUUUGAAAGGCAACCUGACCGCGAUAACUGCUAUGCUGGUCGUUUUAUCAUGUUGAGGGCAUUAUGGUGUCCAUAAAAUUCCACAAAAAUGUUUACAAACUUACAGGCUGUGCUCUUUGACCCUGACCCGACUGAUAAUUCUACGGCCAUUAGGUUCCGAUUUAACUUCCAUCAGCAUCGCCGUGAAGAUGCAAAGCUCGAAGAGGACCCUUCGCUCGAACGAGAUGGCCAUACCAACUAGUGGCAUGCUGGAUACAGAACUAGAGCUUCAAUUUGCCCUACAGUACCCCCAUUUUCUCAAGAGAGACGGAAACAAACUUUUGAUACUGUUGCAAAGGAGAAAACGAUAUAAAAAUCGUACGAUGCUCGGAUACAAGACCCUUGCUGAAGGAGUCAUCAAUAUGGCUCAAGUGCUACAAAAGCAAAUGGACUUGGAACUCGAACUGGUGUCAGACAAGGCUGAAAAGUACGGUGGUCAUUCGGUCGCUUUAGCUCGUGUGACCGUGAUCGCACUGACCUCUCAGCCGGUCGACCAGGACAAAAGACUGAUGAAUGACCCGAACGAAAGGCUUUGCCCGGAGUACAGCGACGAAGAGGAGGAAUUCAGCUCGGAAGGCGAGGCAGAAGGUAGCGACAGCGAGCCGACUCUCGAGAUGCAUAGGCGAAAGAGCCGAGCGAAGAUUCCAGCGAAUGCCAGGCAAAGAAAUCUGAAGCAAAAGUUUAUAGCCCUUCUGAAACGACGGUUCAGAGUAUCCGAGGAUCUGGAUCAGGAUCAAGAAGAGAUCGGUCAGAAGCUUUCAGGCGGAGACAUGGAGAUCGAGGAAUUGUUCGACGAACUCGAAGAUUUGUCAGAUAGCGGUCCAGAAUUGGACACCAUGUCCGUCAGUAGCACACCUAAACCAUCCUUACGACCUUUCUUCAGCUCUAGUAGAUCGCUUCUCGCGCCUCCUCAUUCCGUAGUUACCAACGAGGAGACCGGAAGCACUCCUACGACAGCCGUAGGUCACCAGAGCGCAGGUCAGCCAGCUAAAGAGAAACAUCGUAUCGGACACACCACUCCAGAACGUGGCGUGGAUAGGCAAAGCGAUGAUAGCUCCCGACGCGCGGACAGCGAUUCACACCCCGAAAAUUGGACAGAUCACGAGGCGAACGAUCCACCGAAUUAUGUUCCUGGCUCCCCGCCGAAAUCGGAGCAUCACAAUAAGAGCGAGAGUUCCGACAGACGGAGCAGACUUUUUACUCGCGACAGAGGUGCACCGGGUAGUAAUAAGUCGAAAAAACACAACCUGAGCGUUGAUUUAAAGCCACCCGCCGACUUGAAUAGCUCCGAGCCAAGGAAGGCGUUAGUCGAGCAAUUAAGUCGGGUUUUACCGGAUGACAGUUUGCCAGACUCGGUAUCGCUGGUCUCGUUAGCUGAUCCUGGCGGAGCUGUGCUUGCCACGAGACUUCAGGAAAGAAACCACAGAGUACUGACAACCGCUUCUCCAGCGGACAUUCGUGCCACGUUCACGUGCUUGGUCACGCGAAUACAAAAAUUUUGUAACAGCUCCGCAAAGCCGCCGGCGCCCAUCAAAGUGGUGAUCGCAGGUGGCGAUAGUUUUGUAAACGCGGUUCUGCGUUAUUACGUGGACCAGCUCAGCUUUCGACCGCCAGAUUGGCAAAAUUAUCUGAAAUUUCUGGUCGUGCCGCUCGGUUCCAAUACGCUAUCUAAAUAUCUCGGUUCGAUAGACACAAAGUACUCUAUGCUUUUCGGCGAGGAAUGGAAGGAAUUGCUCGAGAGGGAAGGAGGUGGCGUGAGCGAGGGUGCCGCCAGGGUGUCGGAGUAUUUAGCAGCCGCUGGUACGACUUUACUGCUACCAAUUGCUGAAGCCAUGGUCACCUACAGAGAGACAGACGACAGCAGCCAAAUAUUCAUCCCGUUCAUAAACGACGUUCGAGUAGGCUGUCCAGAUAGCAGUUCCUCAGCAUCGGUAGAUCUCGAGGAAAGUAACGUUACCAUGUCUGGUUCUCCACCGUCGUUACCACCCCCGGGAUUACCUGUUCCACCUCCUGGUCGAUUAACACCACCCAGCAGUCCCAAUGUUGGUCAACCUUCGAGAGAAGGCUGGGAACCAGUCGAGUUACAACUUGAUUACUGGAGCAAACAGACCCAAGGUGAAAAAGGCAAGAACACGUUGAGACAAGCGUUCAGAGCCUUACACGUUCAGAGACUUCCACCAUUCGGAGAAACGCCUGGUCAUCAUCUGUCCAUGAAUUACACCACCAAGGAGAAGAAACAGAAAAUAAUGAGACUGGGCAAAAAGAAAGAAAAGGAAAAGGAAAAUGAGCCAAAGAGUCAGACAGUCGAAGGCGUGACGCGACUUAUAUGUUCCGCGAAAACUCACAACAUUCCAUUAAGAGUGAGCAUCGACGGUACCGAGCGGUACGGUGUGAAAUUCUUCCAACUAUCAGCGCAAUGGCAAACGCACAUCAAGACAUUUCCGAUAGCUUUGUUGGAAUACAGUUCUCAACAACAAGUUCCCAAUCCUACGUAAACUUCCCCUUUUUUUUUCCUAUACGUGAGAGGCUAGAUAUUUUUGCCGAUUUCGUUUGUGUUCAUGGAUAUUGCCAAUUAGGAUCAUCAGCUUGGCUUACGCGCAGAUCCAAUAACCAUCAAAUCUUUAAAACAAAAAGCGAAAAAAAAAAAAGAAAAAGAAAGAAACAUAAUGCAAUAGAGAACGAGUUUGAACAGUGAAAGAAAAAUUUGCUUCUUUAAGCUGGAUAUCGUCGAAGCUGAUUCAGGCAAGUAAGUACCUCAGUGUUGUUUCCGUUUUGUUUGAUUCUUCCUUUUCUUGUUUUCUUCUUCUUUCACCUGUCGUAGUCUGUUAUUAAUAGUAAUCAAAAAUAUUGUACAUGUAUUCCUGAAAGUGAAAAAACGAAAAGAAGUGUACAGAACACUGGAAGUGGGUAACACAUAUCGUAUUACAAUUAACAUAAAUGAUGAUGAUGGAUUUCGUUUGGUUAUGGAAAUGCCGUAUUGUUUGAAACAAUUUACACGUUAGAACACGAUUCUCGGGUGUAAACUGUGUGUGUGUGUGUGUGUUUUUUUUUCUUUUUAAUUAUAACGUUCCUUUGAUAUCGUAGUUGGUCUCUUCAGGAUCAAUCGACUGACUAAUUAUGGUGUAAGUUUUGUGUUGACUACAAAUUAGUAGAGAUUUUCUAUUAGUCAGCUGACUAAAAAAGUUAACGAAACAUAAUAUUGAAAAGAAAAAGGACUUUGUCUAGACCUGGAGGACAUAAAUUACACUUAUCGCCUAAGAGUAUUUUGAAAAUUUCAUUUUCAUUAAAUGAGCAGAUACUUUCAGACGAUAGUGUACGUUCGAAACAAUAAUUGAAGGCAGUGUAAGUCUGAAAACAAUCACGUCUGAUAUCGCUUUUAUAAAAAGAAGAAAACAGAACUGUUCAAAUCGGUUGCUCUCCUCCCUAUCCUCGAGCCACCCUUCGAUGUAAAUAUAGGAUUUUUAAAAAAUGGACAACAAGCAUAGAGAAGCAUCGGUUUUAUCGCGAGAACUGAUAUUGCUAAGAUAGAUCUUUGUCUAAAUUGCACGUCUAAGCGUUAAAUUAUGUAUUUAUUUAAAAUGUAUUCUCUACGAUCGCGUGUAAGGAGCAUCAUAUACGAGGUGAUGUUAUCGAAGAAAAAAGUCUGUGUUACAGGCAAACAUUUCUCUUAGCGCACAAACCGUUGUUUAGAGAAAUAUGUGACUGUGUAAUUUGCAAAAUUUGGACGAUAAGAAAAAACAGCUUUGCGAGUCCUCUAUAAAAGAGAAGAAAAAAAAAAAAAAAUGAUGACGACGAGGAAUAGAGCUCAUUAGUUGUUACACUCCUUUUCUUGUUUAAGAUUUCGACGUACCAGUGGUUGAAAAAAGUAAUGGAAACACUUUUUACUCUUGCAAGUUAAAUGUUAAUAAAAGAAUUUUUUCAAUUUAAUUUCUUAUAAAAAUAUUCAAAUUUAAAAUGGUGAUUACAGAAAUGUAAUACUAAAGGCAUUGCAUUAAUUUAUAGAAAUUUAGAAAUUUAGAAAAUUAAAAAUUAAUGCAAUGAAUGUGUUAAUUAUAAUUCUUUCCCUUUGUUGAAUUAUUCGACAUCAUCAGUAUUCGAUACAGUAUUGAUUCUUAAAAUUCUAACCAUUUCACAGUGUUUCCAAUCAUUUUCUCCGCCCUCUGUACAUUUUUUUUGUAUUCCAUUUUAUAUAGACUUUUAGCCCCAGGCUGCUGCUGCUGCUGCUGCUGCUAGUUUAAAUACUCUAUUUUCGGAUUUUAUUAUUUAAUAACUUUUAUUCCUCUUAAAAACGACCUUCUUCCCUGACUUCUACCUAGAAAUGAUAUAUAUUCAUUCGCGAUUAUUAUUUAGAAAUAAUAAUUAACCAUAGACGAAAAAUGUUGAAAAGGAUAUUUACGCGUUUUUUCGAUAUGAAGUCUAUAAUAUACGUAAUACAAGUAUAAUUAAGAAAGAAACGACAAAAUUCUACAUUUCUUAUUAUUAUUAUUCUUAGCGCUAGUUUCCUUUAUUUUUUCUUUUUUCAAUCAACGAUCAGAGUUCAAGCUCCCUUAACAUUUAAAAAAGAUCAUAUCACGAGAAACAAUACACGAUAAGAAACUGAAGCACGUUAACGUGGGUCUUUGAGAGAAUGAGAACGUGUACAAGUAAAUAGAGGAAAUGAUAAGCGUAGCAGUAACUUUAAUUCCUUCUUUUUUUUUCAAUUAACAAUGAAAGAAACAGAGAACAAUGCACUGUUCUCGGCGAUGUGUUAGCCGUCGCUCAGACUGCCUAAUGCCAAAUUGAAAGAGUAUGUGCGCGCGCGCGCGCGUGUGUGUGUGUGUGUGUCAGUGAGAGAGAAAUGUUUAUUCGAUUUGUCCAGACGAAUUCAAAGACUUGAGAACAGAAAUAUUCUGUGAGAAAAAAAAAUGCUAUUCGUUGGUGGCGAUUUUUAUCUAAUUGACAAUGGAAAACUGAUUCCACGAACACACACGAGUACGUAAUCCCCUUUUCCAUUUUCUUUGCUAGUCCGCAAUUAGUUUUUAACGAAACUUGUGCAAACGUAUAUAGUGUUACAUUUUACAGUUUUUAAACGGCUCCGAGCAAUACCCGUUUCUUACGGAUUCCUGGCGUAAAUAGUUCACUUUAACCCUUUGCGCUCUGAAUUUUCUAAUCGAAUCGGCUCGAGUAUCCGAGACGUAUGAAUUUUCGACUGUAUCAGAUAGCAACUGAGUUUCUAAGCAAUGUUCGAUUACUAAUUCUAUUUCUCUUUCGUGCAAUGUUUGUUAUAUAAAUUAAUAAUUUUUGAAGAUAAAUAGUUUUGUAAGAAUUGAUACUACUGUUUGAGUAUCUUGAAAAGGUAUUUGAAUGGAAAUGUGUGCCUGAAAGGCAUAUUUGGAGAGCAAAGGGUUUAAAGUAGCAGUAGACAGCGUGAUGUAAUCUGCGAUCGUGUUAAUUCGUUUAUAUGUGAUUUAUAUUUGGCAAAAAAAAAUGAUAAAAAUAGGUGUUAUAGAAAUAGAGUUGUGAAUUUAAAGAAGAAGAAAAAAAAAAGUAAUUGAUUUAUAAAAGAUUAACCCUCUUGCUAUUUACAACCCUGCUCAUCCAAUGUAAAACCUUCAUAAUCGAAAGUAUCGACAAACAUUUUCAAAUGAAAAUUAAAAAUAAAAACAUUUAUGUAAUUAUACAAGGAUAGCGAAAGGGUUAAUAGAGAUAGAGGUAGUAAAAAACAAAUGGCUCAAAAUAAUUAAAAAUUCAUAUGUUUAAAUAUCAUUUCUUUUCUUUAAUUAAUAUGUUAAGAAAAUAUAAUUCUGUUAUACGUAUAAAUUAUUUAUUAACGUUCAGUUUAUUUAUUUCUUAGAAAUCUGAUGUUUUAACAAAUUUGAACAAUUCAAUAACUUGAAAAUUAUUAUUUUUACCAACAGAUGUGACUCAAAUGUAAAGGGGUUGAUAUUAACAAAUGAAAAGUGUUUCAUUUCAUCACCUCCUGUGUAUAAAGAAAAAAAAAAUAAUACAGAUGUUAUAUUAUAUUAAAUAAAAUAUUAUUUAAUCUCUGUUUUUGUGAUGUACAAUAAAAAUUUGAACGGCGCUGAAGGGGUUAAAAGAUGCAAAGCUUUCCAACGCCAGCUUCUUUUCGUAUUCCCUUGAAAGAGAGGCCUCCGACUCGUCCUAGUUUACAAAAGCAUUCGAAAAAGGCAAAAGCUGUGAGCUUUUAGAGAAGUAUGCUAGCAGCCUGAGUAAAUGACAAAAAUCCAACAAAGAGACGUUUGUCGGAUACACACGCGCUGUUUACUGUCUCCUCUUUGAAUCAUCCUAGAUGAUUCAGCAAUCGAACCUGCCAUAACAUGUAUACAUAUAUGUUUAUACAAUACACGUAUAAAUAUAUAAAUAUUAUACAUAUACGUGUAUAUAAAUAUAGGUACUCUCGCAUUUGAUUAUGUACGGCGUUGCUUCGCAGUUUUGCACAAUAUCGUUGUUUUUUUUUUCGAGAUCACGUCUCCUACUUGCACGAUUUGGUAAAAAUAUCAUAAAAUUUCAUUCGUUUGAAUUUUUACUUAUCGUUAAUGUUGAGUUAAUUACUUUGAUUUGGUAUGUAUAUAAACUGUUACAUGUAGAUUUCAAAUUAUUUACAAUACUGACUGAGUUAUAAUAAACAUUUCAGAAGACUCGAAUAUUUUUUUGCUAAUUUUUCUUUUGCCAAAAGAAAUAAAUGGAAAUCGAUGCUUGUAGGCAACGCUAUCGAGAAUCGCCGGUGUUGACGAUAAACUGGGUUACACUGACAAUGAAAUUAACAUUGCAAUCUACAAACGUUUGAACGAUACCGUUUCAAUGACACCAAUUUUCAUUGGCGACAUUGUGUAAUACUAUACAGUUGAAAAGUAUAAUCUUGGUAUACAUACAUAUAUCAGAUGACCAAUUUCGAAAUGAAGUUUAAUACAAUUUGGUUACAUAAAAUUAACGCAAAAUACCGCUUAUGUUAUAUCAAUUUCAAGACCAAGUAUCUGUUGAUCAAUAUUGAACCAACGAAUACACGGUGUCAGUGAAAUUGAUGUUACCGAAAUAUUCCCUAUUUUCAUCCAAUAAUUCAAUGCAACUCGAUAAAGCACAUUUCAAUUCGCGUUUGUAGAGACUCGUGAACUUAUUCGGUAUUGAUGACACUGGUUUCGUUUGAUGCACACUAGUAAGGUGAUAAAGUUGUAAUGUUCCUCGAUCUUUUCCCACCUUCUCAUUUUCAUUUUUCCUUUGCUUACGUUUUGUCAACCGUCGUCGAACUUGUGUAACGAAUAAGCUUUGUUAAGACUUUUAGAAACACGUAAGUAAAGAACGUGUAAACGACGAUAAUGACACAGCUGUAACACAUGCUCAUGGUCCCAUUUGAUCGAUCAGAAAGAAUAUUAUACUCCUUCUUUUUAAAAAUACUUCAGAAAUUCAAUAGAAGAACCUAUUAACAACAUUUAAUCGUUAUUAAUUCAUCUAGAACGUAAUGACAGUUAGUAAUGAAGGUUACUCCUUUUAUUUUUUAGUUACUAUUAAGUGUUAUAGAACGAUAAUGCUUAUCUAUUUCAUUUCUAGUCGAAAUACGAGCAAGUUGUGAUACGAAAUGAUUUUUAAAAAAAGUAACCUUUCGAAUAUUUCAAAAGUGGACCGUGAGCACGUUUAUCAGACAAGCAUAUUCUAUAAGCGUUUGCUAUAAUGUAUUGUUCUUAUCGGUGUAUUAGUAUGUUUAAAACACGUACGGGCAGCCAGGCCCAAGCUCAAAGCUUACAAUAAUUAAAAGGCAAAAAGAGGUGAUUAAUAAUAUAUUAUACGCGUGUGUUUGGUACCAGCGAAUAAAAACAUUUAAAAAAAAAAAAA
Messenger RNA from Osmia lignaria (orchard mason bee), 8268 nucleotides. The record is from RefSeq and is a predicted model, not a curated record. Lineage: Eukaryota; Metazoa; Arthropoda; Insecta; Hymenoptera; Megachilidae.